Paramisgurnus dabryanus is the source of this 501-nucleotide messenger RNA. RefSeq names its product small integral membrane protein 11-like. NCBI's taxonomy places the organism in Eukaryota, Metazoa, Chordata, Actinopteri, Cypriniformes, Cobitidae. The record is from RefSeq and is a predicted model, not a curated record.
UUUUCUACGUCUGCGCCCCGCCUCCAGGUGUCAUUUUACUGACCCAUGUGAAGAUGUUUAAAUAGAUAAACCAGUUCAGUGUGUCGAAAAAAGAGUUUGUCUUCAUAAUACAGAAGAAAGCAUCAUGAUCAACUGGCGGGCUCUUGAUAACGUCCCUUUACUGUUGUACAUACUGGCAGCAAAAACACUGCUGCUGUGUUUGGCUUUUGCUGGAGCGAAGAUUUAUCAGAGUAGGAAAGCAGAUGCCGCCCUUAAACAACAGAUGGAAAUGAAGAAAAAACUCGCACAGCAAACGCAAGAAAUCAUUGAUAAUAAGAAGGAUGAUUGACAUGCUGGUCAAGUUAUGAGCAGGAGAGUAUCAGUGUGGCGUGUGAAGACAUCUGUUGUGGCUUCAGCUGUCCAACUCUCAGCUGCUUAUCUGGACAACAUGCUUUACUGAUUUUCAAUACUCAGAUUUUAUUUAUUGCCUCUGAAGUUUGUAAUAAAAAUGUUUUAUAUGUA